AUGAGAGAGGCCGAGAUGGCUAUGGCAUUCGCUAUGCUCCAGAACGAGCAACAGCGCGUGGCGCUAGCUAUCUCAAAGCUCGGUGGUCGUGCGCGAGAAUGGGCACUGACGUGCGGCACUUCGGUUGAAGCGGCGUUCCUUUCCUGGAAGGAGCUGAAGAUGCAGCUUCUGCGAGUGUUUUCGUCGGCAUUUCGCGAGCGAUCGCGUUUCCUUGCCGCCCGACAGGUCAAAAAGGAGUUAGUGGACUUUGUCCAGGAUUUGCGUACUCUCAUUGCCGGGAUGGCAGCCAAUUUUCUCCCCAAGGCGGUCACAGUGACCGUCUUUAUGGAGGGCCUCAGCACUGGUGUGGCCAGAAAGGAAGUCUUCCGUGUUUCUCAUCCGUCGUCUUUUAAAGAAGCGGUGAAAGUGGCAUUGACUGCCAUUUUCAACCUUAAGUCGACACAACUUGGUUGGACUACACAACCAUAG
Messenger RNA from Plasmopara halstedii, 468 nucleotides. Its product is annotated as Retrotransposon gag domain. Lineage: Eukaryota; Oomycota; Peronosporomycetes; Peronosporales; Peronosporaceae. The transcript has a single exon. The record is from RefSeq and is a predicted model, not a curated record. Bases 1 to 468 code for a protein of 155 amino acids.